This is a messenger RNA of Closterium sp. NIES-65, 5445 nucleotides long. The record is from the annotation of a GenBank genome assembly. Lineage: Eukaryota; Viridiplantae; Streptophyta; Zygnematophyceae; Desmidiales; Closteriaceae.
AUGCAGGCUUCGCUACCAUCCCUUUCCCGGCCUCCAUGCGGAUGCGUCGUCCCUGGACGCGUCCCCUGUGCUCGUGUGCACGUAGCGCAGCAGCCUGCAAGCCGGCAGCCAUUGGCCAUUCACCAGUCCAUCGGUCGCGGGAGGACGUGCUCUCCUUCUCUCUCCACCAUUUCCGCAGCCGCGUCUCCCACUGCUGCGUCUGCCAGUUUCCUUCGAACCUCCUCCCUCCACCCGUGGGGAUGGCAGGGCCUAAGGGUCCCAGGAAGGAUAGAGCUAGGGAGAGGUGUGGGAUUACAUCCAGGCACAGGAUUGGGAGGAGGAUUUCAGGGCACAGGUGUAGCAGGAGCAGGAGCGGGUGUCGGAAGGGGUAGAGGGCUCAGAAGAGCUGGUUCCUUGGGUGUAGUUGCGGCGGUUUCUGGUGCAGGUGCAUCUGGGGGAGGGGGAGACUCGUCUGGGUCCACGUCACAGUGGAAGGCAGGUAGCAGCAAAUCGAAAGCUGCCAGCUCAGCAUCAGGCUCUACAGGGAAAGCAGCUGGGGGGGCAAAGAAGGCGAAAGCGGCGAAGAAGCGGUCUCAGGGCACGUCAGCAGCAGCAGCGGCUGACGUGGAUAAGGACUGGGAUCCAAUCACCGAAUUACUGGAGCGGGUGCCGAACCGAGUGGAGCCGCAGGUUCGGGUGAACGGGCAGCUGAUGUCUCUCAAGGAGGCGGAGGCUCGGGCCGUACCUGCGCCCAUCCGAGCCUUGAACGCCCUAGAGGAAGGGAUUGAAAGCGCUCGUGAGGCGGCCUUGGGAAAGCUGGCGGAGGUUUUAGGAGGGGUGGAUAAGGAGGUGAUUAUUGAGGAAGGGAGUGACGAAGAGGGCGUGGCAGCAGAGGGAAGGGAAGGAAAGGAAGGGAAACAAUCUCAACAGGGAUUUUCCUCAGGCGCUGAUGCUACUCAACAGGCUAAUCCAGUAUACCUGAAAGAUCUCCUGCGCGAGUUUAAGGGGGAGCUGGUGGUUCCAGAGGAGGCGUUUGCUCCGCGCGUGGUGGAAACCACCGCGUUUGAGCGCGCGCUGGCGGACGCUCCGCCCAUGAGCGCGGCGGAGUUUCUGGGUUUUGCGGAGAAGAAGCAGGUGGCGCUGGUGACGUCGCGCGGGCUGAAGAGGCGCGAUGGGAGGUUUGAGUACUGGGACGUGCUGGUGGAGCUGAAGGAGGUCCCGGGGGAGCCUGCCCUUCAAACCAACACCUGGCGCGCUGGGAGGUUCGAGUACUGGGACGUGCUGGUGGAGCUGAAACAGGUCCCAGGGGAGCCCGGGCUUCAAACCAACACCUGGAAGCGGCAGGUGGCGCUGGUGACGUCACGUGGGUUGAAGAGGCGUGAUGGGAGGUUCGAGUACUGGGACGUGCUGGUGCAGCUGAAGGAGGUCCCGGGGGAGCCUGCCCUUCAAACCAACACCUGGCGGCUCAAGGUGGACUCACAGUCCGUGCCGGCAGUGCUGGCGGCCUAUAAGGGACCACAGAAGGAGGUGGAGACAGUGUACUCGCUACAGCUGGCGGCGAUGUUUGGGAGCGGGGGGAUAGCAGCGGGGGUGACUGGCUCUGCUGCCACUGCGUCAGGAGAUGCUAUUACUGACGUGGCAGUUGACCUGGCGCGGGAUAUUUUCAUAGGGAAGCUGAAGAGCUCGGCGAAAGCGGUGGGGAUGAUGGUGUUUGUGGUGCUGUUUAUGGCAGCAGGGGCGAAAUUCACUCUCAACAGACGCACGAGGGAUUACACUAAGUGGGACAUUUGGCAAGCCAUUGAGUUCGGCCAGUCCAAGCCCCAGGCUCGAGUGGAGGUGAGUGAGUGGUUGCUACUAUGCAGUGUGUGCUGUGCGAUGCCCUGCGGUGCCGCGUUGUGCUCCGCUCCGCCAUGUGGCACCAGGCUGGGGCCUCUCUUCCGUUUCCCUCUUUCUCCUCACCAGGGCUCCACAGGAGCCAAGUUUGAGGAUGUGGCAGGCAUCGACGAGACAGUGCAGGAUGGCUCCACAGGAGUGAAGUUUGAGGAUGUGGCAGGCAUUGACGAGACAGUGCAGGAGCUACAGGAGGGCUCCACAGGAGUGAAGUUUGAGGAUGUGGCAGGCAUCGACGAGACCGUGCAGGAGCUACAGGAGCUCGUGGAAUACCUCAAAGAUCCUCAGCGCUUCAACCUCAUGGGAACCAAGCCCCCACACGGAGUGCUGCUGGAAGGGCCGCCAGGGUGUGGCAAGACGCUCCUGGCCAAGGCCAUAGCAGGCGAGGCGGGAGUGCCGUUCUACCAGAUGGCGGGCUCUGAGUUUGCCGAGGUGCUGGUGGGAGUGGGGGCAGCUCGUGUGCGCGAUCUCUUCAAGCGAGCCAAGGUCAACAAGCCCGCGGUCGUCUUCAUCGACGAGAUCGACGCCCUCGGUGCCGCCUGCUCCUCAGCAGGGGGGGAUGAGGGGGCGGAUGCGGGAGUGACAGAGCGUGAGGGGGCGGAUGCGGGAGUGACAGAGCGUGAGGGGGCGGAUGCGGGAGUGACAGAGCGUGAGGGGGCGGAUGCGGGAGUGACAGAGCGUGAGGGGGCGGAUGCGGGAGUGACAGAGCGUGAAACGACCCUCAACCAGCUGCUCAUCGAGCUUGACUUCUUCUCUCUCCCCUCUCCCAUUCUCUCUCCCCUCUCACAUUCUCUCUUCCCUUCCUCCCCUCCUCGUAAUUCUGCUCUCCGCCUAUUCGCCCUACCCAGACGGUCCUCGGCUGGAGGGGACGAAGGGGCGGAUGCAGGAGUGACGGAGCGUGAGACGACCCGCAACCAGCUGCUCAUCGAGCUGGACGGCUUCGACACCGGCCAGGGGGUGGUGAUUCAGUGCUUACCCUCCUGUCCCCUCUACUCCUCGUGCCCGUCUUGUUCUCUCUUCCUGCAGACGGUCCUCUGCUGGAGGGGACGAAGGGGCGGAUGUGGGAGUGACGGAGCACGCUCGUCUGCAGGAGGGGAGGAGGGGGCGGAUGCAGGAGUGACGGAACGUGAGAUGACCCUCAACCAGCUGCUCAUCGAGCUUGACGGCUUCGACACCGGCCAGGGGGUUCCACGGUCCUCAGCUGGAGGGGACGAGGGGGCGGAUGCAGGAGUGACGGAGCGUGAGACGACCCUCAACCAGCUGCUCAUCGAGCUGGACGGCUUCGACACCGGCCAGGGGGUGGUGUUCAUCGGCGCCACCAACCGCAUGGACAUGCUCGAUGCUGCCCUGCUCAGGCCUGGCCGAUUCGACAGAAAGAUCACCAUCGUGCCUCCAGGGUCCAAGGGCAGGGCGGAGGUGCUGAAGGUGCAUGCCAAGAAGAUCACCAUCGUGCCUCCAGGAUCCAAGGGCAGGGCGGAGGUGCUGAAGGUGCAUGCUAAAAAGGUCAAGAUGAGCCCGCACGUGGACCUCGACACGAUUGCAGGCAACCUUGCAGGGUGGAGUGGCGCCCAGCUGGCAAAUCUGCUGCAGGAGGCGGCGCUGGUGGCGGUGAGGAGGGGGGCGGGGGAGAUAGAGGACGAGGAUCUCUACACGGCAGCGGACCGCCUCACCCUCGGCACGCCCCGGGAGCGAUGGGGGGCAGAGCAGGGCAAGCACCCGAUGCUGGUGCGGAGAAUGGCGGUGCACGAGGCGGGGCUGGCACUGACGGCGCUGCUGCUGAUUGAGUAUGACGAUGCUCAGGUGGAGCCGCCUCAACGGCUUUCGAUCGUUCCCCGAGGCGAGGGGUGUGGGAGGGGAAUGGUGGUGCACGAGGCGGGGCUGGCGCUGACGGCGCUGCUGCUGAUUGAGUAUGACGAUGCUCAGGUGGAGCCGCCGCAGCGACUCUCCAUCGUGCCCCGAGGAGUUACACCCUCGUGGACCGUAUUCAACCGCAUUGAUGAUGAGGCGUACCUUUUCGAGAAGAGACGAACGCUGCUACACCGAUUGCAGGUGCUGCUGGGCGGCCGGGCGGCAGAGGAGGUGGUGUGGGGGCGGGACAGCAGCACGUACAGUCAGCGCCACGUGGCGGAUGCUUCUUGGAUGGCGUACAAGUUUGUCUCCAUAUGGCACAUGGCGGGAAAGGAAAGGUGUUACCUCGGGGCAUCCCGCCCGCCUGGAAGCGGCCUUUCCUGCCAUGUGCCAUCUGGGGAAGGGGGAGGUGGUGGUCCACGUGGUGUUACCCCUGCAGCACUGCCAGCGGCCCGUCGGAAGCUCAACCCUUCAACCUCUAACCCCCACCCUCUCAACCCCACUUCUUGUUCUCCCCUCCCUCUCCCCCAACCCCAGAUGGCACGUGGCGGGGAAGGGAAAGUAUUGCCUCGGGGCAUCCCACCCGCCUGGAAGCGCCGCAGCACUGCCAGCGGCCCUUCUCUGGGCUUUGAGGGGAGCCUCUACGCUGACUACGGGUUCACGGGGGGGAAGAUCAGCGAUCAUGCUGAUGACGUGGCGGCUGACAUGGCGCACUCUUUGCUGGACGAGGCGUAUGCUGCCACGUGGCAGCUGCUGGCUGAUCACAAGGCGGCCCUGGUUAAAGCAGUCAAUGUGCUAAUGGCGAAGGGAGAGAUCCAAGGAUCGGAUCUCGAUAUUAUCCUGGACGCCUACCCUGCAGGAACACCUGUUCAGGUGGUUGAAACAGAGGCGGCACCUGGGGAAUUACCUGAAGCCUUUGCAGGGCAUUCGGGGGACACAGAGAGCGAGGGAGAGGAGGAGGAUGGAAGGAGGAGGAGGAGGAGGGAGGAGGGGGUGGAGGUGAGAAAGGUGGAAGGGCAGUUUAGGAGUGUGUUGGGAGGGAUAUUGGAAGAAAAGGGGAAGGAGGAGAAGGUAGAGGAGGAAAGGGAGGGUGUGAGGGGUGCUGAGGUUUCUGGGAAGGAUGCUGGGGUGGGGAAGGAUAAGGAGGAGGGAAAAAAGGUGGAGGGAUUAAGUUCCGAGGCUUCAGAGGGGGAGAGAGAGGAUGGGGAGGAUGAGGAGUGGGGGGAAGAAGAAUUAGAUGAGGAUGAGGAUUGGGCGGAAGAAGAUUCAGAUGAAGACGAGGAUGAGAGGUUGAUUCUGGAAGCUAUGGAUAGGAAGGCAGGAGCGGUUGGAGGGAGUGGAGAGGAAGGGAGUGUGAUGGAGAAGAGUGGUGAGGGGCGAGGUGGGGAAGAUGUGAAGGCAGCUGAGUUUCAAACGGUUGAGAGGGGUGCAGAGGUUGCUAGUCUUGGAGCAGUCUCAGGAGAGGGUUUAGGAGGAGGGGAUACUUCAGAAGUUAAGGCCGUUGCAAAGAAGACACAAGCUGAGGGGGUUUCUGGGCAGGCCAGGCAGGUUGGGCAGGUCGGGCAGGAUGGUGUGAAAGCACAGGGGGGUGCUGAAAGCAAUGGAACUUUGGGGAAGCGGAAAGGCGAUGAGAAGCUUGGAGCAGGAGACAGUGCACGUGAUGCGGGGGAGACUGGGGAUGGUCUUACCUUGGUGCGGCCUAAUGGUAAGCAGGCAGAGGCAGAGUAG